Messenger RNA from Purpureocillium takamizusanense, 631 nucleotides. RefSeq lists its product as uncharacterized. Bases 296 to 499 code for a protein of 67 amino acids. NCBI's taxonomy places the organism in Eukaryota, Fungi, Ascomycota, Sordariomycetes, Hypocreales, Ophiocordycipitaceae. The transcript is spliced from 2 exons. The record is from RefSeq and is a predicted model, not a curated record.
CAAGGAGCAUUUGCUCCCACUCUCGUCAUCUUGACACCAUCUCGAUCACGCUGUCGAGGGCCGCACUCUAUCGAGACACUUUGACAGCGGAUGAUGAUGUAAGGGACAGCUAUGACGCCAUAAACCUCUUUCUGUGGCAUAAAGGCUGCUGAAUGCCACACAAAGCGUCGUCGGGUGCAAGCCAAAGCACCCAUUGACACGCCUUAUUCUUCUCCGUAUCAUCCGUGCAGUGCCCCAUUACGGAUUACCAACUCAAAGGACAUACUAUAGCAAGACGAGUCUACAGCACGAAACAAUGCCCGAAGGUCAUCAGUCCCCACCGCCGGAGCGCCAGUCUGGCCGCCAGCUACACGAUCCGCCCGCCAGUGGCCAGGGCACAGACAGCGCCAAGAACAAGGACAAGACGCUGAAGUCGGAACUCGAGAAUCUUAGCUCAAACCCGGAGGGACCGAUGGAUAGCUCCCUAAAGGACAAGUUCUCCAAAAAGGAGGGCAAUUAGACCGCGCCUAUCGGCAAACCGCCACAUGAAAUUGUCUUGAUCACUCCAUGCAUCGUCGAUCUCCCGGGUUAGGAAUGAACUAGUAGUGAAUAAACGCAUAGAAUUAAUACACUCCGCAUUACGAUGUGCUCC